AAGCUCACCCUUCGGCCGAGGAGACAGAAUGGCUGGAUUUUUCUUAGACAAUAUCGAUAACGACGAUUUAUCCACAUACAUCCCUGUCACUUUUCAUUACAACGAGGGAAUAUGCGGGUUACGCGGAGUGUUCGGUUCGAACGAUGUUAUCCUUAACGGCCAAAUCCUCUACAAUCUGAUUGUGCGCACUCUAAACGUUUCUGCUGCGAUAGAGUAUCCCAGGUACUAUUUCGCCUCCGACGGUAUGGUGAUUGAAAAUAAUGAAAGACAUUCGAUGGAGGCUGCCUUGCAGGCUCGGCUGUACUCCGUCAUAUCGUCAUUAUCUCAUGACGGUACCUCGUCCGUGGGAAGCGUAAAUGCAAUUGUUAAAAGGAAGGAUUCGCUAUCGAGCCAUUCGGACAGUCGUGGAAAUGGAAUUGCGUCACGAUUUUAAGCCAUAUACGCC
Wasmannia auropunctata (little fire ant) is the source of this 445-nucleotide messenger RNA. RefSeq lists its product as uncharacterized. The transcript is spliced from 2 exons. NCBI's taxonomy places the organism in Eukaryota, Metazoa, Arthropoda, Insecta, Hymenoptera, Formicidae. The record is from RefSeq and is a predicted model, not a curated record. Bases 29 to 433 code for a protein of 134 amino acids.